This is a messenger RNA of Chiloscyllium plagiosum (whitespotted bambooshark), 2365 nucleotides long. RefSeq names its product NSE2 SUMO ligase component of SMC5/6 complex (gene nsmce2). NCBI's taxonomy places the organism in Eukaryota, Metazoa, Chordata, Chondrichthyes, Orectolobiformes, Hemiscylliidae. Gene Ontology annotation, biological process: protein sumoylation; double-strand break repair via homologous recombination. Gene Ontology annotation, molecular function: zinc ion binding; SUMO ligase activity. The record is from RefSeq and is a predicted model, not a curated record. Gene Ontology annotation, cellular component: Smc5-Smc6 complex; nucleus.
GGGUGGCUGUAGACUACGUGUCCCACCAUGCCCUGCGUGACACCAUUUGAACUGUAAAGUGGCGGCGCAGCGGGGAAAGGCCUAGACAGUUGUGUGGUCUGUUGACAUUAUUACAGGAUGCCUGGACGGUCAACCAUAAUGCCUGUGAUCUCCUUCAACUCUGUGGAUUCAGCAGUGUCUUCUCUGAAAACAUGUCAUGUGUCUAUUAACACUGGAAUUGAAGUCACAACAGAUGUUGCUCUUGCACUUACUGAGCUUGAAGCUGCUGCAGAAGAUAUAAGCAACAUGGAAAAACUGAUGCUGGAUUAUGUUUCUAUGGACCAAGAGCUUGAGCAAUUUGUACAGGCUGUAGAUGAAGUCACACACCAGAUAAAGCAAGAGCGACCUGAACGAAUGCCUGAUUUGAAAGCUUUAGUAGAUAAAAGAUUUAAUGAGCUGAAAAAUCUGAACAAAGAAGAGGAUCUAAUCAAAAGUGAUAAAUAUAUACACUUUAAAGGUCAGCUGAAGGAGAUGAGAAAGCAAGUCGGCGCUGAAUCACAAAAUGAGAGCCCUUCAGCCAAUGAGAUUGACGAAGAUAUUGCUGUGACCCAGAGCCAGAGAAAUUUCAUUUGCCCCAUUACACAGAGGGAAAUGGAAUGUCCUGUGAAGAAUAAAGUUUGUGGUCACAGCUAUGAAGAGGAAGCCAUAAUAAAAAUAAUUCAGAACAAGCACAAACAGAAGAAGAAAGCCAGGUGCCCUGUUGUUGGAUGUGAAAAUGGAGAUAUGAAUCAAUGUGAUCUUUCAACGGACACAGCUCUGAGAAGAGCUAUUGAAAAUCACAAAAAACAUCAAGUGAGAUGAUUAUUUGUCACAUGUUCAACAGGCAAUUGUGAAGAAGAAGGUGUCAGAUCCAAAUAUUUGGACGGAUGUCUUGUGGAAGAUUAGAGUUCUGGUUAAUCACUAAUAAUUAUAUAGUUUGACUAAGAUUGAUAUUGAGUUCUAUUUGAAUUCUGUGUGAUCGAUUUUGAUGAUAGCACGUGUACAAUGUUUAAAAUAGAAGUUGAGGUUAAAGUUACGAACAGAAAUCCUUAUUCCAACCUAAACAUCGGUUAUGCCACUGAAACGUAUUCAGGGAAAAUUGAAAAUAAUAUUUUAAACUAAAUAUUUACUUUUCUCAGGGAACAGUAUUGAACUAUGAACUGUGUAGCAAAGGAUUUCUUACCAAAAUGUAUAUGUUGUCAUUCAGUAUUUUCUGCAUCUUUCUUAAAAUGCAAAUAAUGCUUUGAUACACAACACAAAGCUCCCCAAGUAAAUUUUUUUUAAUCAUUUAUCACUACUGCUUGGGAUUUCCCUUUAUAAUUAUAUUCCUUGUUUCAUGCAUCCAUAAUAAAAUUGGCUUGUUUUCUAGUUUUCCUCGAUAACUUAGGUUCAGAAAAUCAUACAUUGCAAGCAAAGCAUGUUGCAAUACAAUGCAAAUGAUCAAUAAUUAUGAGUAGUUGAUAGUACAUAUUUAGUAAUGCAAAGGUUUGGGACCAUAGAAAUCAGCCGCAAGAAUGAUGAGGCACUCUACCUGAAGGUUUGUGUUCAUCCCCUAACCAGAGUUCUCUUAAUUGGAUAGUUCUUUCACUCACAAAUUGUGAUAAAGUCACCAAUGCUCCUUUAAGUUAAAUCCUUCCUGUCUGUGACAAUGGCUCAAUGUUUGAGGAGCAGCAACUUUGACACUCUCAGAACUGCAUUGAAGUAUUAGGCUAAGUUAUGUAAUUAAACCUUGGAGUGAAACUGUGGCGGUCAGCCGACUGAAUGAAAGACAAGAUCGAUACCAACCAGCUAACUUCAAGCUGGUAAAGUGGCCUUUUUUUUUGCAGGCAGCCCUUGCUUGUUUUUAAAUUUGAAGUUAUUUGAAGUUUGUAAAUGUUUUUCUGUGUUUCACUUCUGUUCCUUUUUCUCCUCAUCUGAAGAUGACAACUUCAAGCCAUAGAAUGAUGCAGUGCAGAGAGUGCCCUUUCUCCUCGUUUCUCUACAGCCAUAAUGAAUAUUGUAGAGCACACUUAUUUAGUGUAGUGGCAGAUUUAUUUUGUAUCUUGCCAAAAUACUUCUCUUCAUGGAGUUAUCAAGACAACAGUCAAUUCAAAUGUAACUUGUAAAAACUGUCACAAAUUGCUGGGAUUGUGCUUAGUUACCAAACCCUGAUCCUUUUGGCUCAAAAUGGCUUAGUGUAGCAAUUGGUGCAAGAAUUUGGUACUUUUCUGGUCUGUGUCAUAAUAUUUAUUGUACUUAUGCACACAGCUGUCAGAGAGAAGUGCUAAUACUUGGAGGAUUUUGCAUUCCUUUGUGCUUUUUAAUAUUUCUGUUUGCAAACAUUUCAAAUAAACAGAAAAUGACUUAU